UUUAAGCCCAGUGAACAAAGUUUUCCAACACGUUUGCAGUCAAUUGCUCUUGUUAUUUUUCACGGAAUUUUUUAAAUUGUUAAAUGUUGUGUUGCACGUCAAACGAAUCUUAAACAUUGCCAAAUAAACAUGGCCUCGGUGUCAACGGCAGCAAUGGAUUGUGCGGAGGAGACUGAACCGACGUCAAUUGAGCAAGCAAUAACAGACGUAUCAGAAAAGUCGCUCGCGGAAGCAUCGACCGGCUUUUUGCCACAAACAGACAAAAAUACAACCACCGAGCUGAAUCUCGAUGAGCCAAUGGAUGCAAAUAUUGCAGACACCGCCACAGACAUUGAUGCAUCUAAAACCAAAAGCGAUCAAGAUAAUACGGAGUUUAAGGAAUCCAACAGGAUUGUGGCAAAAGCAGCAGAUGGUGAGGAGAAAGAUAAGUGCGGCCCUAGUGAGCUGACUUCGCUGACAAGUUCCAAGGAUGACACUGGGUCCUCUAUAGAAAAACUUGAUGGCAAUAAACCAACUGAAACAGAUUUGGAAAGCAGUAUUGAAGUCAUCAGCAGUCCUAUUCCCGACGAUAAUGACGCUUUGAAGGAUACUAAGGAUUCCAGUUAUGAUAUGGAUAAUAGCACUACAAAAGAAGAAACCACUGACGAGCCGAAACCAAUUGAAGUUGAUUUGGACAGUAGCAUUGAGAUGAUUGAUAGUCCGGGAUCUGUACCGGUCUUAGGUAAAGCAGAUACAGAAGAGACUGUUUCAAAAAAAAAGGAACACGUGCUCGAUAGUGACAGCAGCAUUGAAAUCAUUAGCAGUCCUGGCAAAGAAGCUGCUUGUGAGUUGAUUGACAAAGUUUCAAUCACAGAAAUGAGUGAAAUUAAAGAAAAAGAUAACAACCAAUCAGAAGCGAAACCUGCAUUCGAUGCCAAAGUGGAGCAGCAGCCGGAAAUAGUUGAGUGCGAGGACAUUGCCAAGGAUAUCGAUGACGUAAAAGUCAAAGUCGUCGAUGAUACAAGUGCUCAAGAAAAUUUACUAACUGUAGAGCUCGAAAAAACUGAAAAGAUGGAAGAUGAGCCUAUUAAAGAUGAAAUUAAGACGGAAGAUACAGAAGACAAGCUGACAACAAAAGACAUUGACCUUCCGGAGGAUAACGAGAUCUACUACAAAAAGGAUUGCCUCAAUUGCAACUGCCAGAAGAUGCACAAGCAAUAUGUCCUAGCCAGCCUGGCAGCACUGAACUACUACAGAGUGCCCAGAAAGGCACACAAACGACAAUACAUCUGCAUGAGUUGCCACGACACGGCAAUGGAUGUUUACGAGGACUAUGCCGGUCACUUGUUAGCAAAGCAACCCUUGCUGCUGCGUGACUUUAAGCAAGAUCAUGCCGAGUAUGUGGCACUGGACAGCAGUGAUGAAGAGGAAAGCGAGGAUGUACCGAAAAAAGCUGAAUUUUCAGCUAACGAUUUGCAGUUGAUUGAAAAUGAGUUGGAGGAUGCCAUCAAGACGGUUGUGUCUAAGGUGAACUUGGAAGAUCAAAUGACUUGGUCGAAGACUAUACUGCAAUCAAAGACCGAGCGUAUGGGCCGCGAACUGGAGUUGGCCAACGAAGAACUGAGUAAUCUGCAGCAUAUGGCUGAUAAAAUGCACUUUGCUCUAUACAAUCACUGCCAAGUGGUGCAUAAACAUAUGCCGCCACUUGAUCUAUAUCAAAACCUGAGUGAUUAUGUGCAAGUGCCACCAGCUGGAGAGAUAGAAAGGCCACCCAUUCAAAUCAAUGAGACCUAUUACGCGGUUAAGAAUAAGGCCAUUGCCAGCUGGGUGUCGGUCAAAGUAAUUGAAUUUACAGAGAGCACAACAGUUGGUGGCAAUUUAGUGAAAAGCUACAAAAUCAAAUAUCUCAAUACGCCAUAUCAAAUGGUCAAAACAGUAACAGCCAAGCAUUUGGCCUACUUUGAACCGCCUCCAGUGAGAUUAACCAUUGGCACUCGUGUGAUAGCCUAUUUUAAUGGCAACACAUUGACUCGUGGCAAGGAGAAAGAUGUUGUGCCCAGCGCUUUCUAUCCAGGAAUUAUUGCUGAGCCGUUGAAGCAAGCAAAUAGAUUCAGAUACUUGAUCUUCUACGAUGAUGGCUAUACGCAGUAUGUGCAGCACAAUGAUGUGCGUUUGGUGUGCAUGGCAUCGGAACGGGUGUGGGAGGAUGUGCAUCCUGGCUCGCGAGAUUUCAUACAAAAAUAUGUGGAAAAGUAUUCAGUGGAUCGACCAAUGGUGCAGUGCAUGCGUGGCCAGAAUAUGAACACGGAAUCGAAUGGCACAUGGUUGUAUGCUCGCGUCAUUGAUGUAGAUUGCAGUCUGGUGCAGAUGCAGUUUGACGAUGACAAGAACCACACGGAGUGGAUCUAUCGUGGAUCCUUGCGAUUGGGUCCCGUCUUUAAGGAAACACAAAAUGCACUGAAUAGUGCCAACGCUAUGCAACAGCAUCGUUUGCCACGCCGAACUGAACCAUUUAUUCGAUACACCAAAGAAAUGGAGACAAGCACUCGGCAGGUGAAUCAGCAAAUGCGUGCUAUAGCACGAAAAAGCAGCUCUGCUCCACAAAAUGUCAACACUUCGUCGACAUCGGCGGUGGCAACGGCAUCGGCAAACGCAGCAUCAAGUAGGAGCACAGUGCGACAUUUGAAUAACUCCACCAUCUAUGUCGAUGAUGAGAAUCGACCUAAGGGACAUGUUGUGUACUUUACAACAAAACGCAACCUUCCACCCAAGGUGUACACUCAUCACGAAUGCUCACCUUCGUGUAAAUUCAAUGUUGCAUAUUGUCUAGAUAGCUACAGUCCAUUGUCCAAGCCACUGCUAUGUGGCUGGGAGCGUUUGAAAUUCAAACAGAAGACUAAAACUAACAUUGUCUAUCGCGGUCCGUGUGGAAAGACUUUACGAAAUUUGGCCGAGGUCCACAUCUAUUUACGAGCUACAGAAAAUGUGCUAAAUGUCGAAAACUUUGACUUUACGCCUGAAUUGAGCUGCUUGGCAGAAUAUUCUAUUGACCCGACAAUAGUUAAGGAGGCGGAUAUCUCAAAGGGUCAAGAAAAAAUGGCUAUUCCAUUAGUCAAUUAUUAUGAUAACUCGCUGCCUCCGCCAUGUACUUACGCCAAACAGCGUAUACCUACAGAGGGAGUGCACUUGAAUUUGGACGAGGAGUUCCUAGUGGGCUGUGACUGUGAAGAUGAUUGCUCGGAUAAAUCAAAGUGUUCUUGCUGGCAGCUGACUGUCGCCGGCGUUAGGUACUGUAAUCCCAACAAACCCAUCGAGGAGAUUGGCUAUCAGUACAAGCGCCUGCACGAGCAUGUGCCAACGGGAAUCUAUGAAUGCAAUUCGCGCUGCAAGUGCCAAAAGAACUGUUUGAAUCGUGUCGUGCAGCAUUCGCUGGAAAUGAAGUUGCAGGUGUUUAAGACAUCGAAUCGUGGCUGGGGUUUGCGUUGCGUUAAUGAUAUACCGCGAGGUGCUUUCAUAUGCAUCUAUGCAGGACACAUGCUAACCGAAACGAUGGCCAACGAGGGGGGACUAGAUGCGGGAGAUGAAUAUUUUGCAGAUUUGGAUUAUAUUGAGGUGGCCGAACAAUUGAAGGAGGGCUACGAAUCUGAAGUGGAUCAUUCAGCAACGGAGGAGGAGGAAGAUAUCUAUGCACCCGAUCCUGAAGACGAUGAUGAGUUCAAGCCUAAUAAGUAUUACCAGCCGCGUAAGAAGGAUAAAUUGCGUGCUUCGCGCAAUCAGUCAAAUCAAGCUAAUGAAUUAGAUUCGCAAGAGCGGGCUGUAAUUAAUUUCAAUCCUAAUGCAGAUCUAGAUGAGACAGUGCGUGAAAAUUCGGUGCGGCGGCUGUUUGGCAAAGACGAAGCGCCCUACAUAAUGGAUGCCAAGACAACCGGUAACUUGGGACGCUACUUUAAUCACUCGUGUGCACCCAACUUGUUUGUCCAAAACGUAUUCGUGGACACACAUGAUCUGCGUUUUCCAUGGGUUGCAUUCUUUUCGGCCAACUAUAUACGGUCUGGCACUGAACUGACAUGGAACUACAACUACGAGGUGGGAGUGGUGCCUGGCAAGGUGUUGUACUGUCAAUGCGGCGCCUCGAAUUGUCGAAUACGUUUACUUUAGAUUAUGUAUUAUCUAGCUGUAGCUGUAUGCUGCAAUUAAUUGGCAUGCAUCAAUUAUAAUCGAAUUCCUAAUACACAUUUGAAUGAAAAUAGA
This is a messenger RNA of Drosophila albomicans, 4230 nucleotides long. It is a transcript of the gene egg, whose product is annotated as histone-lysine N-methyltransferase eggless. Gene Ontology annotation, cellular component: nucleus. The coding region runs from base 130 to 4137 and encodes 1335 amino acids. Lineage: Eukaryota; Metazoa; Arthropoda; Insecta; Diptera; Drosophilidae. The transcript is spliced from 8 exons. Gene Ontology annotation, biological process: heterochromatin organization; negative regulation of gene expression. Gene Ontology annotation, molecular function: protein binding; zinc ion binding; DNA binding. The record is from RefSeq and is a predicted model, not a curated record.